This is a messenger RNA of Cucurbitaria berberidis CBS 394.84, 7761 nucleotides long. RefSeq lists its product as uncharacterized. The record is from RefSeq and is a predicted model, not a curated record. The transcript is spliced from 3 exons. NCBI's taxonomy places the organism in Eukaryota, Fungi, Ascomycota, Dothideomycetes, Pleosporales, Cucurbitariaceae. Bases 1 to 7761 code for a protein of 2586 amino acids. Gene Ontology annotation, molecular function: 3-oxoacyl-[acyl-carrier-protein] synthase activity; fatty acid synthase activity; oxidoreductase activity. Gene Ontology annotation, biological process: fatty acid biosynthetic process; secondary metabolite biosynthetic process.
AUGACUAGCGAAGCCAAACCAACGCCAAUUGCUGUAAUCGGCUUUGGAUGUCGCUUCCCAGGCGAUGUUACGAGUAGCGAGAAGCUAUGGGAGAUGCUAGUUGAGAAGAAGUCUGCACGCAGUGAAGCGCCUUCAGACCGCUUCAAUAUCGAUGCUUUUUAUCACCCUGAUGCGGACCGUUACGGGACGUCAAACAAUCGCGGCGGUCACUUCCUCACAGAAGAUGUAUCCUUAUUCGAUGCGCCAUUCUUCUCGAUUUCGCCGGCAGAAGCCAUGGCCAUGGAUCCCAUGCAGAGGCUUCUGCUGGAAGUAACAUACGAAGCGCUCGAAAACGCAGGAACACCAUUAUCGAAAGUCUCGGGUUCCAAAACAUCAUGUUUUGUUGGAUGCUUCACCAAAGAUUACGAGGAGAUGCAACGGCGAGACAUGGAACUGGCUCCCAAAUACCAGUCAACAGGCGCCUCACAAACCAUGUUGUCGAAUCGUUUGAGCUAUUUCUUCGAUCUCAAAGGACCCAGCGUGACGUUGGACACGGCCUGUAGCAGUGGUCUUGUUGCUGUGCACUUGGCCUGCCAAAGUCUACGGGCCGGCGAGAGCUCAAUGGCGGUUGUUGGAGGCAGUAAUCUCAUCCUAAGUCCUGAUAUCCAGAUUGAGAUGAGCGACAUGCAUUUUCUGGGCGCGGAUUCCAUAUCGUAUGCCUUCGAUGAGCGUGCGAAUGGCUAUGCGCGAGGCGAAGGUGUCGGGACCGUUAUACUCAAGCCAUUAGAUCUUGCGCUACGCGACAACGACCCAAUCCGAGCUGUUAUCCGCGGAACAGCAGCAAGCUCAGACGGACGAACACCAGGCAUCACGAUGCCUUCGAAAGACGCACAGAUCGAGCUCAUACAGUCCGCGUACCGAGCAGCGGGCUGCGACGUGAGCGAGACAGGAUACUUCGAAGCGCAUGGGACGGGCACUGCGGCAGGCGACCCAAUCGAAACUGGCGCCAUCGGCAAGGUGUUUGCUGCACGGCGGCCCCUUGCAGCGAAUGGUGAGCCGAUACCCCUUGCCAUUGGAUCGGUAAAGACGAACAUGGGCCACCUGGAGGGCGCGAGCGGUAUUGCUGGAUUGAUCAAGGCUGUCAUCAGUGUGGAGAAGGGCACCAUCUUCCCAAACAUCUGGUUCCAGCGGGGCAAUCCAGCCAUUGACUUCGAAGCAUGGCGCCUGCAAGUUCCCACAGAGACAAAAGAUUGGCCUUUGGAGGGACUACGACGGGCAAGUGUGAACUCCUUUGGAUAUGGAGGCACAAAUGCACAUGUCAUCGUGGACGAUGCGUCUCACUAUCUCCAACGAUAUCAUCCCUCUCGUGGUCACACGAGGAACGACUCUGGUUUUGUUAGCCCUACUAGCGACACUUCGUUUAGCGCCGCUUCAAGGUCAAGGGUCUUUCUACUCUCUGCCAACGAUGAGCGCGGGCUAGCUCAAAUGGGCCAGACACUUGCAGAUCAUCUCCAAACACAAACCGUCUUCAACGAGGAAGAGCUGCUAGACAAUCUCGCAUACACACUAUCCGAACGCCGCUCGCGCUUCCCUUAUAGUGCUACAGUUGUCGCAAGCGAAAAGUCGCAUCUUGAAACCCAACUAGGAAAGCUUGUCUCAGUUUCCAGCACACGCACGACACCACCACGACUGGGCUUUAUAUUUACAGGUCAAGGAGCUCAAUGGUGGGGAAUGGGCCGUGAACUGCUUCACUACCCGGUGUUCAAGACCAGUCUAGCUAGAAGCGAUGCAAUCAUCAAGAGCCUCGGUUCUGACUGGUCUCUCAUGGAAGAGCUUCUCAAGGAUAAAGCUACGUCAAGAGUGAAUGAAGCAACAUUCAGCCAACCGCUCUGCACAGCACUUCAAAUCGCUCUCGUGGAUCUUCUCUCUUCAUGGAAUAUACAUCCUCAGAGCGUCGUCGGCCACUCUAGUGGCGAAAUUGCGGCAGCUUAUGCUGCUGGCGCCUUAAGUACCAAGUCGGCAAUCUGCGUUGCAUACUUUCGCGGGUUGCUAUCACCAAAGGUGAAGAGCCUUGGGUUUUAUGGGCGUAUGAUGGCUGUUGGACUUUCCGAAGCCGAAGCCAACAACGAGAUUGCCGAGCUGGGUGACAAACUGGGCAAGGUCCUGGUCGCAUGCGUGAACAGUCCUCGUGGCGUAACGAUUUCUGGCGAUACCCCCGCCAUGGAAGAACUAUAUAAGGCAGUUGUCGCUAAGGGUGUUUUCGCAAGGACGCUUCAAGUAGACACUGCAUAUCACUCUCAUCAUAUGCAGGCAAUCGCUGAAGACUACCUUGCUCGACUCGAGGAGGCUCAAGUUGUGGUGCUAGACGGCGAGCAACGCGUAACAAUGAUCUCUUCUGUGGGAGAAGAAGUCAUCGAUCGGGAGCAAUUGGGCGCGGAAUACUGGGUAUCAAAUCUCGUUAGCUGUGUACGCUUCUCUGGCGCUUUAAAGAAGCUAUGCCUGUUAAAGUCAGAAGAAGGCGAUCAAGGCGUUGACAUUUUGCUCGAAGUCGGACCACACGCUUUGUUCAAACUUCCUGUUCGAGAGAUACUCGAAGACACAUUUGCAGGGAAGUCGAACAUCCAGUACCUCUCCACACUUAUUCGCAACAAGCCCGCCGACACCACUGCACUCGAAGUGGCAGGCCAGUUGUUCGCCAGGAAACUUCCAGUCAAUCUCCAUGCUGCCAACUUCCCGACUGAGCCAAAACAAGCUGUUUCAGUUCUCACCGACCUCCCUCAAUACCCCUGGAACCAUACACGCAGCUAUUGGUGUGAGUCUCGACUUAGUCGAGACUAUCGUUUCCGCCAAUUUGCUAGAACCGAUAUUCUUGGUGCACCAGUGUGGGACUGGAAUCCGCUAGAACCUCGGUUUAGGAACUAUUUACGUCUACGUGAACAGCCGUGGCUAAAAGACCACGUUGUUCAAGGGGAUGUACUAUUUCCAGCUUGUGGCUAUCUCUGUAUGGCGAUUGAAGCGUGUCGACAAUUGUCCGUUAUUGAACCCUCAUCGAUAUUACCUCAGGGGUCAAAGGACACAUUGGAGUAUCGGCUACGAGAAGUCAGCAUCUCGCGAGCCCUUGUUGUCCCAGAGUCUGAUGAAGGUAUAGAAACUUUGUUCUCUAUGCGUUGUCAGUCAAGUAGCGGUACAUCAUCGCUAGACGCCUGGCACGAGUUCCGCGUUUUCUCCUACACCGUUGAUGGCGGUUGGGUCGAGAAUUGCAGUGGUUCUGUUUCCGUGUCAAGUCAGCCGACCGUGGAUGAAGAGUUGUCGAAUGAAUGUCUCGACGAAUGGACAAAUGCGCACACAUCAACGGCAGAGAAAAUCGACGUGGAGAGAUUCUAUGAAAGUGUCGACGCCCUCGGACUCACAUACGGACCGUUAUUCCAAGGACUCAAGGAGAUUUACUUGGAUCCAAACGUCUCGGACCAAGUGACGGGAGUUGUCGAAGUGACAAACACGCGGCUCAGCAACCCCAAAGAGUUUGAGCAUGAACGACUGUUACAUCCUGCUACUCUUGAUAAUUUCUUGCAGCUUGCACUUGCAGCUCUUGGCGGCGCCGGACUUCGAAACCUCAAGGGUGCGAUGGUGCCCACCUUCGUAGAGGAGAUCUCCAUCUCAGCGAACAUCGCAGCUCAGUCGGGAGAUAAGCUUAACAUUGUUGUCAGUGCCGAGAGACACGGAUCAAGGGAAGCGAGAGCAAACAUCUUUGCCCUGGAUCCGAUUACUGCAAAACCAGUAGUACUCAUGGACGGCUUCAAGUUUGUCGCUAUCAACAGUGGCAGUGAGUCCAGCGAGCUCCAGACGAUAACGAAGCACUGCUUCAAACCGGUGUGGGAACCUGAUGUGGAACUCAUUGACCGUCAAAGCUUGGAUCGAGAAUUGCAGGCCGCGCCGCGGCCAGAUGAUCGCCCGAAGACUGUCAGGGAGUUGGAGUUAGUAUCCUACUAUUUCAUCGAUCGGGUUUUGCAAGAAGUGAAAGAAGAGGAGGUAGCUACAAUGCUGCCACAUCACCAGAGAUUCUACCGCAACUUGUGCCAGCUCCGAGAUUCAGUGUUAGGAAGAACACAUCCACAGCAGACGGAUGAGUGGCAGCAACUCCAGACCACCGAAGUAGCCGCGAGACUCCAAUCCCUAGUCGAGCACUAUCGAAAUCACGAAACAGCAUACGAUGGCAAAUUGCUGGUACGAGUAGGUGAAGCCUUGUCUUCAGUGUUCAGGCAAGAAGUUGAACCACUCGCCUUGAUGACACACGAGAACCUGCUCGAGGAUUACUACACGACUGCAGUCGGCAUGCCGAACACAUACGCGCAAAUUUCCCGAUACGUCACCAUGCUCUCACACAAGUACCCUAAUCUCGACUAUCUCGAGAUCGGUGCUGGAACUGGCGGUGCAACAGUCCCAACCUUGAAAGGGCUGAGUGGAUGUGAAGACCUUCACACGUAUCCACGUCUCAAGUCGUACACUUACACGGACAUCUCAUCUUACUUCUUCCAGCGCGCUGCGGAGAAAUUCGAAACUUUCAAUCAGUUUAUGAAGUUCAAGAAGUUGGAUGUUGAGCAAGACCCCUCCACUCAAGACUUCAAGCCUGCGUCCUACGAUGUCAUAGUCGCAGCUAAUGUACUGCACGCAACCUCUGACAUGCACCGCACUAUGGCUCAUGUGCGAAGUUUGCUGCGACCAGGAGGGAAGUUGAUUCUGCUUGAGAUGACGAACCGCCUCCUUGCUGCUUCCGUCAUUUUUGGCACCCUGCCAGGCUGGUGGAAUGCGUCGGAAGAGUGGCGAACGGAGGGCCCACUACUCACUGAGGCACAAUGGCAAGAUGUUCUUCACACGACUGGCUUCAGCGAUCUCAAGGCGAGCAGUCCGGAUGUAUUGAACCCCCUGGAGGAGGGCACGAGGCUUAUGAUCGCGACAGCAGUCGAAGCAAAGCCGAUCCUGCGUAAUGGCCUAUACACACCACCAGAAAUCUCUCGUAUCCUCCUUCUAUCCUCAGACUCCCCGAUCAAGAUGAACACGCUAGACAUACCGCUAGCUAUCAAGACUAGACUGGAGAACGCGGGGUUACAGGUGCAAAUCUUGCCUCUAUCCAUGCUCGAACAAGAAGACGUCACAGGUGCAGUCUGCAUCAGCCUUGCAGAGCUUGAUGAGCCUCUACUGGCCAGUCCUUCUCCAAGUGAUCUGAAGUCUCUACAACGUAUCGCUGAUACAUCUGCGGGACUGAUCUGGGUAACACGCGGCGCAGCAUCUUCCCAGGUCCAGCGGCCCGACCUUGCCGUCUUCCAGGGUCUUGCGCGUACUCUAAGAUCAGAGCACGAAGACUUCCCGUGCAUCACUGUCGACUUGAAUGCAGAGCAAAAGUUGACGUCCCAUGGAGUUGCUGACCUACUGUUCCGCGUGUACACGCAGAGUAUCGGUCCCAACAGAAACCCUGGAGUUGCUGACAGCGAUUUGAUCGAGCAAGACGGCAUAAUACACAUCAAGCGUGCGAUCGAGGAUGAUCGGUCUAACCUGUUCCUGACGGCUCGCACGGAUCCGGAUGCACUGCCGCCACAGCUAGAAGAGAUUGCGCAAGAGAACCGCCCACUGAGGCUCGAACUAUCGGACUCUGGAAUCAAGGGUCCUUUUGUGUUUGAAGAUGAUUUGAAUACUCCUCAACUCUUGCAGCCCGAUGAAGUAGAGAUCGAGAUCCAAGCCACAAAUCUCAAUUCAAGAGACAUUCAAAUCAUCAACGGCGACCUUUCAGAUGAACAACUGGGCCAAGAAUGCGCAGGUGUUGUAAAACAUACUGGUAGCAGUGUCAGUCACCUCUCUGUUGGUGACCGAGUUGUCGCCUGGUGUACUGGUACGUUCGCUACACAUGUACAUACCACGGCAGCGUUUGUGCACAAAAUCCCCGACACCAUCAGUUUUGAGACUGCCGCUACUUUGCCAUUGGCAUUUAUCACGGCAUACUACGCUUUAGUACGUGUAGCUCAUGUGGCGGCUGGGGAAACAGUAUUUAUCCAUGAUGCGGCGAACAGUGUGGGCCAAGCUGCUAUACAGAUUGCCGUAAAGCUUGGAGCAAAGGUCUUCCUGACUGUCAGGUCGGCAGAGGAGAAGGCUCAUCUUUCAGAAGUCUACAGUAUCGAUCCUAGCCGCAUAUUCUCCAGUCAAGACAUCAGGUUCGUCGCAGCACUUCGCCGACUCACCAAGGGCCGCGGUGUAGAUGUUGUGCUCAAUACUCUGUCUGGAGAAGUACUACAGGCUACGUUCAGUUGCAUCGCCCCAUUCGGCAGGUUCAUUGAGCUUGGGAAAAGCAAUGCGCGGGCUAAUGAACGGCUGGAGAUGGCUCCGUUCAAGCGUAAUGUAUCAUUCUCCUCGGUCGAUGUGGCCUUUCUACAGUCGCAGAAUAGGAAGUUAGCUGGAAGAGUAUUCCAAGAAGCGAUGGAUUUCCUGAUGGGGAUAGACUUGCAGUCUCUGUCGCAGGUAGAGGCUAAGCCUUGGUCAGAACUGCGUCAAGCGAUUGAGAAGGUUCAGGAUGGAGGCAGCAUAGUCAUGGUCCCGAGCGCCGGCGACCGUGUCCUGGUCACCCAGAAACCACCGGAGCAAGUACAUUUUGAAUCAGAUGCGACCUACCUCCUUGCCGGUGGCCUCGGCGGUCUAGGACGCAGCAUAUCCCACUGGUUAACCACCCACGGCGCCAGGAAUUUGAUAUUCGUUUCCCGCUCUGGCGCUUCUUCUUCUGAAGCAUCCUCUUUCAUCGCGGAUCUCGAAGGCCGAGGCAUUCGCACCGCAGUCCUCCAAUGCGACAUUUCCAACGCCCUCGCCCUCUCGACAGCCCUCUCAUCAACGCUUGCCAGCUUUCCCCCAAUUCGUGGCGUAAUCCAAGGCGCAAUGACACUAAACGACUCCCUAUUCAGUAACAUGACCCACGCACAAUGGACUUCCACGAUCCUUCCCAAGAUCCACGGCUCGAAAAACCUCCACGAAGCCACAUUGUCCCAACCACUGGAUUUCUUCAUCCUGCUUUCUUCCCUCCAUUCCUUCAUCGGCAACCCGGGCCAAGCAAACUACGCCGCUGGAUGUGCCUAUCAAGUAGCACUAGCCAAGUACAGGAACGGUCUCGGCUUACCCGCGACAGCCAUCGAUCUAGGAAUCGUAGGAGACGUGGGCUACGUCGUGGAACAAGCUGCGAAGAAGGAAAAAGUGCGCGUCCAAGAGUUCAAGCACAUCAACGAGACCGAACUCCUCGCAUUGAUCGAGUUAGCAAUUCGCGAGCCAAAGACAGGCCACAUUGUCACUGGCCUAGAUUCAGACCUCGACAUGGCGCAGAACCAGGAAGAUGACGGCGGUCCCUUCUUCGCUAGAGACCCAGUGUUCAGUCAUCUGGAUUACUUGCGUCCGCAUCUGCGCACAGAGACGGCUGCGCAGAAUACCUCCGACGGCGCGGUGUCGUCUACGCUCUCGUUGGCCGCUCAGCUCGCUUCUACUACGUCCUCGGAUCAGGCGAAGGAGUAUAUUCUCACUGCGCUGCUCAAGAAGCUGUCUCGUAGCUUGAUGAUGGAUCCUUCUGAGCUUGACCCUGCGCGGGCUAUGAGCGCGUAUGGGACAGACUCGCUGGUCGCGGUCGAGAUGAAGAAUUGGAUUCAGAGAGAGACGAAGGUGGGUGUGAGUGUGUUUGAGAUUUUGCAGGCGAGUAGUAUUGGGCAUUUGGUGGAGAGGAUCGUUGAGCGCGUUGGUGGCAAGGGGGAGAAGGAGUAG